Molecule: messenger RNA, 483 nt
Organism: Arabis nemorensis
Lineage: Eukaryota; Viridiplantae; Streptophyta; Magnoliopsida; Brassicales; Brassicaceae
Source: the annotation of a GenBank genome assembly
AUGAUCAGCAAGGCAAGAAUCACUCCGGGUGGAUCACUAGUGAGGCAGAAGAACAAAGAGGAGAGACGAUACCGAUGCUCCUCCAAUUCGUGCACUGUCAGAGUUUCCGGCACCAGCGGAGACGGCAAGGACAAACUUUUUGAAAGCCGCAUGGCGAAUCUCUGGAAGUCUAUCAAAGGAGCACAACGGAAGGAGAAGGAAAGCCAGCCGGCGUUGGCGGAGACUUGGCCUGCUAGGGCUACGACGACUAUGGCGGUGCCGGAGGUGGGAUUGGAAGGUGUGAUUUUACCUUUGAAAGGUAUGUUUAAUGGCUCAGGCCCAUUAGUGGGCAAAUCAAAAGAUGUGGCCGUGGGCCUUAAUGGUGCAAGGGGAAGUGAAAAGCCCAAAAAGCCGUCAUUUUCAAGAACAGCUCCUUCUUCAGGGGAAAACUCAAAGAAACUACAAGACCCGGUGGUUGGAGAGAAACUACCGGCAAUAUAUUAA